Molecule: messenger RNA, 2048 nt
Organism: Dipodomys spectabilis (banner-tailed kangaroo rat)
Lineage: Eukaryota; Metazoa; Chordata; Mammalia; Rodentia; Heteromyidae
Gene: Samd15
Product: sterile alpha motif domain containing 15
Exons: 3
Coding region: 1-2040 (679 amino acids)
Molecular function (GO): protein binding
Source: RefSeq, a predicted model, not a curated record
AUGUCAGCAGACCCCGAGGAUUAUGAUUUCAGCCUUGACGAAGAUGAAUACACGCUUUUUGAGAGAUUUAAACGUCCGAGGCUUAGUGGAACGUACGAGGUUGUCGAGAUUGACGUUGCGGGAAGGGCAGGCCCACAGCCAUCCUCAGAGAUUGGGCAAGAGCCAGAGUCAGCCGAGGCUGGGGAGGAGGACGUACCGCAGGAGCCAACCGGGACAGCCCAGGAAGACCCUCACAGCAAGAGAGACCUGUCCAGCCCAACUAAACCAGGGAGCUCCCAAGGGUUGAAAUCAGAGACGUCCAGACUGGGUUACGAUGAAAGGUAUGAGAAUCCAAGGUAUGAGAAUGAUGAAACAUAUGAGAAUGAAAUGUAUGAGACCUACAUAGAUCCACUGGCGGAGGUUAACCAAGCUCUUACAUACUAUGAACUCACAGAGUCAGCUACAGAAAUAAUAGGUCCAGAAGCUCCUAUCGGCGAGUCAAGAUUGGAAAUACCAGAAGAGACUGAACAAGAGGUUCCAGAGAAACUAUUUGAGGAACAAUAUGAAGACAUAGGUCUAGAGCCUUCAGGCCAGAUCACACCAGUGAUCACACCAAGUGAGAAAUCAGUCGAAGAGAAAGUACAGCCAGGAAAGAUGACUGAAAAGGAAAUUACAGAAGACACACGAAAAGACUCAAUUGAAAAGAAAAGUAUGGAGCUAUCAGAGCAGAGCAAACCAGAGUUUUCAGAUCAGAGACCAAGAAAAUCUACCGAAGAAGCAGAUCCAGGGUCUCUAGAAGAGAUUAAGGCAAGGGUUCCAGAUGAAAAACCAGGAGACUCGACUAAGGAGGAAGUUCCAGAGUCACUGGAAGAGAGCAAACCAGAGUUUUCUGGUGAAAAAUCAAGAAAAUCAAUUGACAAAACAAGUCCAGAGCCAUCAGAAAUUCCAAAGGAGACAAGAAGAAAGUCAUAUAAGGAAAAAGUUACAGGUCCACCAGAAGAGGCUGGUGUAACAGUACCACAAGAGAUGGAACCAGAGAAGGGGCAGAGAAAGUCAUUAGAGGACACCAAACCAAUAGAUCAAAAACAGAAGCAGAGGAAAUCAAGUGAGGAGACAGAACAGGCAACACUAGAGAAGUCUGAAACACUAAAAGAAUCAACAGAGGAGAAAGGUGAAGAACUGCCAGAGCAGACUAAAUCAGAGUUUCCAGAAGAGGAUUCAGGGAAAUCACCUGAUAAAACAGAUCAAAUUCCACCACAGUCGCCCAAACUAGAAGUAAAAGGGGAAAUAGAAGUAGAGAAAAAUCUCAAGUUAUCAGGUAAAGACAAAACUAGGGAGAAACAUGCAGAAUCUUCCGAGGAAAUCAGUUCAAAGCAAAUCAAAUCUGAUGGUUCUGUGGACAACGAUGAGCGUGCACACCCUGAGUAUCAAACAAGAAAGUUGUCCAAAAAAGAAACUGACACAGCUAGAGAUAGUGAAGUUGAAUUAGUGAGUAUGGAUGAUUCAGUCUCAUCUCCAGAACUCCAAAAACUACUUUCUUUUAUCAGUACAGAAUACUUUCACUUACGCUCAAUGUCUCAGGAUGAGGGAACAUCCUCUAGUUCAGAAUUUGAUCCAUCUCAAGAAUUGGCGGAACUGUUUAAUAAACGGUACCAAUUCCAGUAUAUAAAAGACUUUGAAUAUCUGACAUGGAGCCCAGAGAAAGUUGCAGAUUGGAUUAGCUAUUUAGGCUUCCCUCAAUACAAGGAGUGUUUUACUACAAACUUCAUCAGUGGCCGAAAACUCAUUCAUGUAAACUGCUCAAAUCUCCCUCAAAUAGGGAUAACAGAUUUUGAGGACAUGAAGCUAAUUUCUCAUCAUGUACGAGAGCUACUGAGAAUUGAAGAGCCAUUGUUCUGCCGUAGCAUCAGACUUCCCUAUAGGGAUAAUAUUGGCUUGUUUUUAGAACAAAAAAGUCAUACUGGGGUAAAGUCUGAUUCCUUGACCUUUACUGAAUUUGUCAAAGCAGCAGGAUUACAGGACUGUGAUCCAAAAACGACUGGUCCCGAAGAGAAAAAGUGAAAUGAGCC